Messenger RNA from Striga hermonthica, 2505 nucleotides. Lineage: Eukaryota; Viridiplantae; Streptophyta; Magnoliopsida; Lamiales; Orobanchaceae. The record is from the annotation of a GenBank genome assembly.
AUGGAUCGUGUUGUGGGAGGAAAAUAUGAACUUGGGAGGAAAAUUGGGGGUGGCUCAUUUGGCGAGCUCUUUCUAUGUGUGAACAUCCAAAACAGAGAAGAGGUUGCCAUUAAACUGGAAUCGGUGAAGACCAAGCAUCCUCAACUUCACUAUGAGUCAAAGAUCUAUAUGCUUCUACAAGGAGGGAACCUACUAGGUCCUAGUCUGGAAGAUCUCUUCAACUAUUGUAACAGGAAGUUCAGCUUGAAAACUGUGUUAAUGCCCGCUGAUCAACUAUAUAGAGAUCUUCAGACGCAUAAGCACAUUCCAUACAGGGAAAACAAGAAUCUCACUGGAACUGCCCGCUAUGCCAGUGUCAAUACUCACCUUGGAGUUGAACAAAGCCGACGGGAUGAUCUGGAGUCUCUUGGUUAUGUCCUAAUGUAUUUUCUGAGAGGAAGCCUUGCCUGGCAGGGACUUAAAGCUGGUACCAAGAAGCAGAAAUAUGACAAAAUCAGUGAGAAGAAAAUGUUGACUCCUAUAGAGGCUCCCUCUCAACAACAGGAUCAGUUGCAGCAACAGCAGCAGCAGCAGCCGCAACAACAUUUGCAGCAGAACUACAGGAAAAGAAAACAACACUCUUCAUCAGGUCCUGCUAACAGCACACGUACAGGAAGUACUGUAGGACCUUCCCCUGGCUCGCCACAAUCAUCGCAUACACCUGAAGGACCUGGUGGAAUUACAUCAUCUACAAAUCAGCUUGAUGACUUGGAGACUUUUGGAGAUGUUGGUUCUCUCGACGACAAUGUUGAUUCUUUUUUGUCGCAUGAUGGGGGUGAUGGAAAUCUAUAUGGCUCGUUGAAACAAACUCUUACUGAAUAUAAACCAAAGACUUCUAAAGGUUUCUCAUUCGGAGAAGUUGGUUGUAUACGGACAAGAAAUAAGGUUACUUGUUGCCAUUUCUCUUCCGAUGGGAAGCUGUUAGCUAGUGCUGGGCAUGAUAAAAAGGCUGUUUUGUGGAACAUGAACACUCUGCAAAUAGAGACCACCCCUGAAGAACAUCAGUUCCUAAUUACUGAUGUGCGCUUCUGGCCAGGCUCGACUCAACAUGCGACGGCCUCAUUUGACAAAUCUGUCAGAUUAUGGGAUGCAGCCAAUCCAAGCUAUUGUCUGCAUGCUUACACGGGGCAUACUUCCCACGUGAUGUCCCUCGAUUUCCAUCCUAAGAAGAAUGAUCUCUUCUGUUUCUGUGAUAGUAACAAUGAAAUUCAUUAUUGGAGCAUUAGCCCAUUUUCGUGCACUCGGGUUUCCAAGACUGCGGGAAGCAAGAACCAGAUUUUUCAGACUCGGGUUCGACACGCUCGGUCUUGUUUUAGCCCCACUGCUCGGGAGAGUCUGCCGCUACUCUCUUGUCUCGCCGGGAAUGGCUCGACCCUGCUGCUCGAACACGAACGGGGCUGCCGCUACUUGUCCGUUGCGUGCACGAUAGGCCUUGGACGGUUCGUCUCAUCCCGGUGCCAGACCACGGUCUCGACAGCGGUUCAUGCCGGCGAUAAGGGCUUCGAUUUGCGAACAGAGAAAAAGGGCGACGGAGGGUCGUUGCCGGCGACUGAUGGGCGGACGUCAGUGGGCUGCUCGAGCGAACAGAGACACGCGACGGUGAUUAUUUCUCGAUUGGGCUUCUCGGUGUUCGCGUUCGACUGCUCACGACGGCGGACGCGCGCCGGUAGGGAGGCUCGCUUCGUGGUUGACAGAUAUAUUGGGGUGCUCCACCUCGCGUUGAUGGCAGAGAUUGGUACACCGGCGGGAAAAGAGCUGCGAUUUGAUGAUGGGGGGGGAGAGAUCCAUCGUGAUCUGCUCAAUUUGGCUGAGAGAGAGAUUUGGGCGAGAUAUGAGAUGGAGAAGGGUCUGCGACAGAUAAGUGGGGAGAAGUCGAGAGAGAGACUACGGGAAGCAAGAACCAGAUUUUUCAGACUCGAGUUCGACACGCUCGGUCUCGUUUUGGCCCCGCUGCUCGGGAGAGUCUGCCGCUACUCUCUUGUGUCUCGCCGGGAAUGGCUCGACCCUGCCGCUCGAACACGAACGGGGCUGCCACUACUUGUCCGUUGCGUGCACGGUAGGCCUUGGACGGUUCGUCUCAGCUCGGUGCGAGACCACGUACACUGGCGAAGGGCUCGCGAUGGCUUCUUCACGGCGUGGCGUCGUCGGCAGGUCUCGUCAUCGGUUCAUGCCGGCGAUAAGGGCUUCGAUUUGCGAACAGAGAAAAAGGGCGACGGAGGGUCGUUGCCGGCGACUGAUGGGCGGACGUCAGCGGGCUGCUCGAGUGAACAGAGACACGCGACGGUGACUAUUUCUCGACUGGGUUUCUCGGUGUUCGCGUUCGACUACUCACGACAACGGAUGUGCGCCGGUAGGGAGGCUCGCUUCGUGGUUGACAGAUAUAUUGGGGGUGCUCCACAACGACUCUCGCGAGUCCUCGUUGAUGGCAGAGAUUGGUACGCCGGCGGGAAAAGAGCUGCGAUUUGA